Morchella sextelata is the source of this 540-nucleotide messenger RNA. RefSeq lists its product as uncharacterized. The transcript has 4 exons. The coding region runs from base 1 to 540 and encodes 179 amino acids. The record is from RefSeq and is a predicted model, not a curated record. Lineage: Eukaryota; Fungi; Ascomycota; Pezizomycetes; Pezizales; Morchellaceae.
AUGGAUAUCGACGUUAGGCCCAAUGCCAGAGUCAGGUAUCUGGGUGAAACCCGUUACAUGUGCCCAGAACAACACGCUGUUCUCGAGUUCGUCGCUGAAACAAUUGUGAAGGUUGCCCAGGAAGCUGUCGAUACUGGAGUGCCCUAUAUAGAAGACCCGUUGACGGCCAGACUGUUCCUUGACAAAUACCGCCUUCUGGCCGAGAUGGAUUCUGACCCAGCCCGCAUCACUGAGGAUUGCCCAGUCGUUCCCCCGACCAAUGACCGUAUGACAAUGGAGAUUGGCGACAGUGAGCAGGGUGAAAGCUCAAUGCCUCAGGGUUUGUCUCAUGGAGGUACCAACAGGAGCUCUGGAACUAAUAACCCGACGGAUCAAAGUGCAUUCAACCAUCCUAGAGAAUAUGGGAUAAGCAUCCGCGGUAGGGCCGCCGGACAUUCCUUUGGCCGCGAGAGAAACGUCAACUCUUUCUCUGCCGAGCCAGCGCAUUCAGCCGGAAUUCCCACUAGGUAUCAAGAAGAGCCUAGACGGGGAGGUGAAUAA